AAGAACGAAAACAUGUUUUUGGUACACAAUGCAUGUCAAUAAUAUGCAUACACUUUACAACAUGUACUUAAACACGGCUGCGCGGUCGAAAACCCAUUAACUACUGCACGAAACUGAAGUGUACUUGGGGAAGCGCCUGCUAGCCCUAAGAAGAGCAGCGCGAGCGAACCCAGAGGGAAGGAAAAAAAUCAAAAGAGUAGAGCACGGGCGCGCUUUCCAUAUUUUACGCCUCUAAUUUACUUCAUUCUGCAAAGCAGCGGUGAAAACUUGCAAACGAAGGAAAAGAAGACAUCAUUACUGCCACGGGGGUGUGAUGGCAGCCGUUGACGCAGUCAGUCAUGCCACAAAAUGGGAACUUCCUGUUUCAGCUGAAAGUGAGAAAGAGAGCCGGAAAGGGAGGGGAGAGCAGGGUGUAGAAAAAGAGGAGGCUCCAAGCGAAAGGCUGUAUUUAAGUCUGAAAGCAAAAGAGGAGGGAAGAGUCCAAGGAAGAGACUGAAGAUAUGCAGGACACGAGACGAGAGGACCUGCGAGGGAACGGGCGUUAAGACACCGGGAAGGGGCGAGAGGGCAGGGCGGCGUGGGGCGAAGAGAGCGCUCGGGUACAGCAGGCCGGGGAAGCACAGACGGGCGGACUCAGGGGCUCUCCUGCGGACGGGCGGGCUUGCAGCAGCGAGGAUGCUGGGGUGCAUGAACGGGGCGAGGGUGCGGAGAUGGCUCACCCUCUCCUCGGGGGUGGUGGAGUGCCUGUGUUUCGCCGGGGCGGUCUUCGGCUGGGCCUCCCUGAUGUUCGUCCUGAAAUCUGAGGGGUACUUCGGCUACCUGUGCGUGAACGCCACCGGCCCCAACGGCACAGCGUACACAGACUGCAGUGGCCAGGACGAGCAGUUCUCCCUGGUGUUCACCAUCGCCUCCUUCAUGAACAACUUUCUGACGCUUCCUAACGGCUUCCUCUUUGACCGCUUUGGCACCACAGUGGCCAGACUGCUGGGCAUAUCGUUGUACACCACCGGUACCUUGCUGAUUGCCUUUUCAAAUGCUGCCACGUCGCUGUUGCUCUUUCCGGCUCUUUCCUUCAUUGCUGUGGGAGGCAUUUUGUUACUCAUCACCAACAUGCAGGUGGGGAACCUCUUCGGCACCCAUCGAUCCACCAUCAUCACUCUCUACAACGGAGCCUUCGACUCUUCCUCCGUCAUCUUCCUCAUCGUCAAGGUGCUGUCAGAAGGUGGGAUCUCCAUGCACGCGUCUUUCCUCUUCCUCUCGGCCUGCAGUGUUAUCCACCUCACCAGGACCUUCCUGCUCAUGCCCAGGACCCACAUUCCCCACCCCCUCCCUGAGGGGUACACUUACGGGCUGGGCUGCGGCCAGAGCAAGACCUUCAGCCCCGAAGAGCCUGGAGAAAACAAAGUCCACGUGCAAAACGAGGGUGAGGCAGAGAGCGCGCCUUUCCACCCAGACAGCACAGAGAGGAAGGAAGUGGCCAGCUUCAGAAGCUGCGUCCUGUCCUGGUUCUUCCUGUGGCACCUGGUGUGGCUCUCUGUGAUGCAGCUGCGUCACUACCUCUUCAUCGGCACCCUCAACCCCAUGCUGACGCGGCUGACGCACGGAGAUCCGGCCCUAGUGAGCCGUUACACCAACGCCUUUGCCAUCACCCAGCUGUGCGGAGUACUCUGUGCCCCCUGGAACGGCCUCAUCAUGGACCGGCACAAGGGGAAGCGCAGAGGGCCAGGAGAGAGCGAGGAGGAGGCAGACUUGCGCUCGGCUGUGCUCUCCCUGUUUCUCACCGCCCUCCAGUGCCUCCUCUUCUCCAUCUGCGCCUCCACGCCCUUCCUCCCGCUCCAGUACCUCAGCUUUGCCCUGCAGGUCCUCAACCGCUCCUUCCUCUACGGAGGCAACGCCGCCUUCAUCAGCAUCGCUUUUCCCACCUGUCACUUCGGGAAGCUGUACGGCCUGAUGAUGGCGCUGUCGGCCGUGGUGUCGCUGUUGCAGUACCCCUGCUUCUCCCUGGUCAAGGGCCUCCUCGACGGGGACCCCUUAUAUGUGAACGUGGGUCUGACGGUCCUGAGCCUGACCGCGUUCAUCCACCCGUUCUACGUCUACAUGCACUGCCGGAGACUGACGGCGCAGCGGGAGAGACCGCAGGCCAACGGUGGCACCGCCGCGCCUAUCAACGGGGCCAAACCCCGGUCCGUGCCCACCGUCUCCUAGACCAAUCAAAGAAAAAGGGAAAAAGGCCAGCUCACCCCCCCCCCGUGAAAGCCGAUCACAGGCUUGAGUUUUAUACAUUCCUGCUGUCUUUUUUAUCGGGGCAUGAGCUGAGCCCGGUGUGUCGCAGCGGAAAUGGAAGCACCUCAGUGGUUUCACAGACCUACAAAGCGCUCCUGUUCAAUCCUGUCUGUACCUCCCCGGUCUUUGGGGCCACUGUGCUUACCGCUGUUCAUAUCCAGCUGUGACGCAACCUGUAAGCAUUUUCUGACCAGUAUUUGCUAACUUUAUAUAGGGACCUAAUUUGUUGUAUUCGCUGUAUUAUCAAUGUAUGCCUGUUUAGCAGUUUUGUAUCCCAAAGCUCAUCUUUUUAGCACUCAAAUGUUUAAAUAUCUUUUUUUCUAUCUUUUUUUACUUUUUAAAAUCUUUUUGCAUCCAUUAGAAUUAUGUAUUUAAACAUACUGAAAGGAAAUGAAGGGCUUCUUUCAAUCUUAGCACAUAGCAGUUUGGCCUUAUCUUUCAGCGGGCGUUUUUGGAAAGGUAAGACUAAAUUGGUCUGCAUGAGGACUGAACCAAGUCGUAAGGACCAAGGAUAAAAUCAUGCUGACACCCGUGUCAGACGCCUGUAACGGAGAACGAGAAAACAUGAGGGAAAAGACAAGCGCAACAGCUUUUUCGCUGUGUUCACAGUUGAAGGUCUUUCAACAGUGAUUCACAAAAAGGAAAAGAUAAGACGAAGUACUGUAAUGUACCUGAUGAUGCUGUAAAAAAAACUAACAGAUGUGCCUGCCAAAAUAAACAAAAAUGCUGUGAACAGCAAAGAUUAAUAGUUCACCUUUUCUUAACACAAUAUUAUGUCUUAUUUUAAUUAGCCAUCUUAAUGUGCUGUUUUUUCCACAGA
This is a messenger RNA of Megalops cyprinoides (Indo-Pacific tarpon), 3103 nucleotides long. Its product is annotated as solute carrier family 43 member 3-like. Lineage: Eukaryota; Metazoa; Chordata; Actinopteri; Elopiformes; Megalopidae. Gene Ontology annotation, biological process: transmembrane transport. The record is from RefSeq and is a predicted model, not a curated record. The transcript is spliced from 15 exons. Gene Ontology annotation, molecular function: transmembrane transporter activity. Bases 676 to 2205 code for a protein of 509 amino acids.